This is a messenger RNA of Lucilia sericata (common green bottle fly), 1584 nucleotides long. Its product is annotated as homeobox protein 10-like. Gene Ontology annotation, molecular function: ATP binding; calmodulin binding; phosphorylase kinase activity. The transcript is spliced from 3 exons. Gene Ontology annotation, cellular component: phosphorylase kinase complex. The record is from RefSeq and is a predicted model, not a curated record. The annotation marks the transcript as partial. Gene Ontology annotation, biological process: protein phosphorylation; glycogen biosynthetic process. NCBI's taxonomy places the organism in Eukaryota, Metazoa, Arthropoda, Insecta, Diptera, Calliphoridae.
GUACUAUUGCCUGAACCCUCGUUUGAUGGACAAAAAACUACUUAUCAUUUGCGUGAACAAAGCAUACACACUUUGAGACAAUAUUCCAAAUUUUAUCAAACAAAUAAUAAUAAUAAUAAUAAUAAUAAUUACAAUAAUUCCACUAACAACAAUCAUAUAAUAAACUCACAACAACAGCAACAAUACUGUGGACAAACGGCACCUAGUUCCUCAAUAUUCCUAACACCGGCUGGUCCGGCUAAAAGUCAACAACAACAACCAAAUAACUCCUUAAUGUCUCCUAAUCAAAGCAUGUAUUGUGCUACUCAAGUACCUUCUCCCGCAAACCAUUCAAACUCUACAUCUAUACAAAAUGGCAAUUUCAUGGAUUAUAAUAAUCUCUCAGCAGCAGGCGUUAGUACACCGGGUUAUUAUAAUAUGGCUACUACUUCUCAACAAAAUCAACAACAUCAUCCUGCCAUGUCUCAUCAUAAUCAUCAAUUAUCCUCCUCGUCUCAGUUGUCUAAUAAUUGUUCUGUUGCAAUAACAUCAUCUGAAUUUAAAUAUCCCCAGCUGCGUAAAACAUGUCGUUUUAAUGCCCGCAAGAAAUUCCAAUUUGCCAUAUUAGUGGUAAGAGCUGUUAUACGUAUACGUAGACUACGUUAUACCGCCGAACCGCUACACUGUGAAGAGGCUAUACGUGAUCCUUAUAGAGUUAAAGUGUUGCGUAAAGUUAUUGAUGGCUGUGCUUUUAGAGUUUAUGGCCAUUGGGUUAAAAAGGGUGAAGGUCAAAAUCGUGCCGCCCUAUUCGAAAAUACACCGCGUACUGAAUUACAUGCUUUGUAUAUUAACAAUUUAAGUCGAUAGUUAGUUUUUCCUAUUUAGAACUACAUACGAUAUCGUUAUUAUUACAAUUAUAAUUACUUUAUAUUAAUUUAAUUAUAUUUUAAUUUAGUUUUGUUUAACAUAAAAUAACCUAAAAGAACUAUACACCCCCGCCCCCCUUCUCACCAAAAUUACUCAUUUUAUUUUACCAAAUCUUUGUUAAUUUAAAAACAAAAUCUCUCCCUUUACUUUGUUAUAUAUUUUUUUUAAUUUAUAAGUCUUAAAAAAAUAUUUGAGCUUAAUGCGUUAGUUAAUAUAAUUAAUAAAUAUCGUAAUGAAUACAAUGAAAAUAAGAAAGUAAAUAAAUUGUUAUAUUAAUGUUAAUUAUAAAUUAGUCCUGUAACUAAUACUACAGCCCCCCCCCCUUAUUAUUGAACAAAUUCGUAUUGUUAUUAAGUUAAUGUUGCUUUAUUAUUAUAUUAUUUUUAUUCUAUUUAAUUUUGCGCUGUUUUUAUUUUAAGUUUUGAAAACUAUCUAUUUUAAACUUUUCGUUUUUAGUAGUUUUUCUUUUAAGAGUUUUGAAUCAUAUCAAAAUUAUAAUAAGUCCUUUUUAAACUAAUUAACUUUUAUUAUUAUUAUUAAUUUUUGUUAAAAAUUUUGUUAUUUUUUAAGUUGAAAACAAAAAAUUAUGUUAGAAAAUAAAAUCCCAAUUAAGAAAAAUUUAUUUAUUAAUAUAACAAAAUAAAGAUUUCUUUGUUGAUAAAACACUAAAAAGCAAAA